Messenger RNA from Penicillium odoratum, 300 nucleotides. RefSeq lists its product as uncharacterized. NCBI's taxonomy places the organism in Eukaryota, Fungi, Ascomycota, Eurotiomycetes, Eurotiales, Aspergillaceae. The transcript has a single exon. The coding region runs from base 1 to 300 and encodes 99 amino acids. The record is from RefSeq and is a predicted model, not a curated record.
AUGCAUAUUGGUGGUGAUUGCUACGGCGGAUCUGAGGCUCUAUCGGUGCUGUUUGAUGUGUAUGGUGAUGAUGGUGUUGCCUCGCAGGAUUCUGGGGAUUUCUCUGAUGUCCGUCCCGAUGCUGGAUUUUAUGUUUGCCGUGAUGAACGUGUGGAUUUUCAACAUUCUCGUGUUCGGUUGGUCUGUUCUCUGGACUUGGGUGGGUAUGGUAACGAUGCGGAUGCCCAGGAUGAGCACGACGUGGUGCAUCUGGGGGAUUGGUAUUUUGGUGAUAAGGGCAGCCUGGUUUGGGCGGUUUAG